Aspergillus oryzae RIB40 is the source of this 594-nucleotide messenger RNA. RefSeq lists its product as uncharacterized. The coding region runs from base 1 to 594 and encodes 197 amino acids. The transcript is spliced from 2 exons. The record is from RefSeq and is a predicted model, not a curated record. NCBI's taxonomy places the organism in Eukaryota, Fungi, Ascomycota, Eurotiomycetes, Eurotiales, Aspergillaceae.
AUGUUAGACCACAAGGUGUCGGUUACGAAGACUGAUGAUCAACAUGUGCCCCCCCCGGGGCAGACAUACUCUCUGUCUGAACGACCUUCCACCUUGGAUGUCCCCGCUUUGCCUUUGUCUUCUACGCUAACCUUACUCCCCUCUCCAUCCAUGCCGCCACCUUCGCAGACAUAUAAUAAUUUCGUCACCAAUGCGACGGCCGACGCUAUUUUUACUGAUUCCACAGCCACUAUACGCUUAUUCAUUGUCGACGUUGGGGCUGAAAAGGGCGGGAUUGAUACGGAACAAUCGCUCUUUCGCCCACAGUUCAUCAAUGCAGCACCCGGUGACAUGGUCCUGUUUCGGUUUUAUGGGGCGUACGCACUUUACAGCUCUGACUUCCAAGAUCCCUGCCAUGCACCACGCCUAAGCCAAAAUGCCGUUCCAACAAGAGAUAAGAUUCCAUCCCACCAGGUUUCGGUCCAGUCUACAAAGCCACUUUGGUUCUCGGCCAGCUUAAUCGACAAGCCACAUUUGUGUAAUAAUGAGACUGUUUUUGCGGUUAAUCCGGGCAAUCAGAAGGAAGACUUCUUGGCCAAUGCGUCCAUGAUCUGA